This is a messenger RNA of Cheilinus undulatus (humphead wrasse), 4108 nucleotides long. Its product is annotated as B- and T-lymphocyte attenuator-like. Lineage: Eukaryota; Metazoa; Chordata; Actinopteri; Labriformes; Labridae. Gene Ontology annotation, cellular component: plasma membrane. The transcript has 6 exons. Gene Ontology annotation, molecular function: signaling receptor activity. The record is from RefSeq and is a predicted model, not a curated record. Gene Ontology annotation, biological process: immune response-regulating cell surface receptor signaling pathway. The coding region runs from base 184 to 1122 and encodes 312 amino acids.
CGCCCCUGUUCUCAGGGGGGAAAGAAGUAGAGGUAGAAAGAGGAAGCAGCAUGUAGUUAAAAUCGAACACCUCGUCUUCAGCACUUCUCUGUUUCAUCAACCAAAUAAUGAAGCACUCCGAGGGAUUUUUCUCACUUGGUUUGACUGUGACUGGAAGAUAACAGCAAGUUUUAUGAUCCCAUCAUGAGGCCUAAAAAGUGCUGGACUCUGCUGCAUGUGUCCGUCUUGGCAGUGCUGCUUCUCGCCACAAAAGCUGACAGUGAAGAUGAAUGUGAAGUCCAAAUCAGAGUUAGCCGCAACAAAAAAUACAACGCUCUUCUUGGGGAAGAACUACAAAUCGAAUGCCCAGUUAAUUUCUGCAACAAUUCACCACCAACAAUCUCCUGGUCAAAACUCGAGGAAACUAAUAUUCCUGUUAACGUCAGCCCCGGCAGUGGCUUUAGAACAGAAUGGAAAACUUUAAAGGAUUUAAACGGAGUAUUUGUUCUGAUAAUUCAAAACUUUGUCAGAAACGACUCAGGUGUAUAUCAGUGCCAAAGUGGUUCAACAAUGGGACAUAAAAUCAAUGUUUCUGUUAAUGAUGAUGGAGGGACUAGCAAUGCUACAGAAAAGAAUAACAUAAACAGCACAACUGGGAGUUCUGGACUUCAAUUAGAUUUCUGGACGUACGUGUACGUUGCUGCUGGGAUCGCUGCAUUCGUUGUCAUUGUGAUAAUUGUAUCAGUCGCAUCAAUGCAAGGCUGUAAAGGAAAAUCGAAGAAAGAGAUCAUGGAGGACAGUCAGUAUGUGGUUAUUCCAAUGGUCGAAAAUCCUUUCCCAAACCCCGUCCAGCCCUCACCAAGAGGAAGCCCUGCAGUGCCGCUAGCUCGGAGAUCUACCAGGAGAAAGAUGCCGCAUUCGCAGCCCAACAAGUCGCCAUUACCGAGAGACGAGUGCGUUUACAGCAGGGUUAAAGAGGACAGAGAUCGUCAGAGGAAUACGUUGGAAGAGGAGGGGGGUUCUGUUGUGUAUGCUGCACUCAACCAUGAGAUCCCACCUAGAGCUCCUGCUCGGCCACGGCGGCAGAUCGAGGAAAGAUCGGAGUAUGCAGCGAUCCGUAUUAGAGACCCCAACAGUUCUUAGACACUAGAGGACCACUGAUGGAUCAAACUUAUACAACCAAGAAAAAAGGAUGGACAAAGACUUCAUUUACACUUUUGUAAAAACUGCUUCUUUACGAGAAUGAUGCAGUGCAACUCCAACCAAUCUACCUGAGACACCAGACUUUUCCUUGAAUGUUAGCGCUCAAAUUAGCAUCUAUAAGCAGCAGCUUGAAACCUGUACUUUGCUAAGGUUUCAUGACCUACUCCCAGCUGUGUUAGAAGUGUAAAAACGUAAGUUUACUCAAGAUAUACAACUGUUUUUAGAGCUCUAACACCAGUUUUUCCUUUCUUUGGCAGCCUCCAACAUCCUGUUACAAGCAAGAUUAGCACAGACAGUGAUGAAUAGCAAGUCAUCCUGCACAGAAAGCUGCAGCUAUAGAAAAAUAGACAUCAAGUAAAAUCCAGGAAACAAAUCAGAAACAAGGAGUAAAAUGUGCAUUGUUUUACUGAAAAUGUGUUGGGCUUUCAACCUCAGACAUCUAGAACUAGCAAGAAAUGCAAAUUAAUCCUGGUGACUCAUUUUCCUUCUUGAUUAAGCAGAGCUAUUGUGGAAGAUGGAAAAAGGAGUGCAAUGUCAAACUAUAGAGUUACAAAACUGGCUCAACUGCCCAUCAGACUAAAUGUACUUUCCACCUAUUUUCUUGUGUAGAACUUGUAAGGGUUCAUUUUGGGUUUGAUAUUUUGCUUCACACGCUCGCUGCAGGUUAAAACUGUGAUCUAUUUAUGUUGUCAAAGACUUGAAUCUAAUGUCAUGUAAAAUCUCAUCUGUUUACAGAAAUGGUUCCAUGGGUUUACAGAAGCUGUUUUCACACAAGCACAACAGUUAGGGGAAAUUUCAGGGUGAGCGCCACAAGGGUAUGCAAAUAGCAGAAUUAUUUGGCACACAAUAACUUGUAAUUUUCCUGCCACCUCCACCAUAAAAUCUUGUGUCAUGUUGGGAUACGAUGAUGCUCAUGAUUAGCCAGCUAAACGUUUCAAGUCAGAUUCCUUCGUCAUCAGCACCAGAACUACAAGUCAGCCAAACUAGUAAUCAGCAUUCAUUUUAUCAUUUCAGGCCCACAAUGCCAGUGAAAAACUCCAGCUACUGCAGCUGCCUGCCACUGGUAGCCAAUGUAGUUUUAGUGGUCUUAAAACUACUGGCUUUAACUGGGUAUAAACAACCACUUACUGCUAGCACCUAUACCCUCUUGUGGGAACAGUGCAAUUUAGCACUGUUCUGGUCUAGGAAAUAGAGAUAAAGUUGUCCAGUGGCUGUGUCAGGUUAUACUCACAUGGAAUGCAUCUAUGAGAUUGUGGGAUUAAUAACUGCAUCACUUGUGAUGCUAAAAUGCCAAAUAAAAUGACCAGCAAAAUAAAUGUGUUAAAGUAUCCAGGAUGUACUGGAGUUAAAGGCAGAGGUGUUUCCAUCUGUUUAAGUUCAACCAGGUUUGCUGGACAAGGAGUAAAUUAUGGUUGUUUAACAAAGAUUUUUAUUAUUGUACUGUAGCUGCCCUCCAUUAGUUGCCAGUGUAGUUUUAGUAGUCUUGAUCACCACUGCCUUACUGCCACAAUGCUCUUUAAUUGGAUGUAAACAACCCCUGUUAGCAUUGAUAGCAUUUUGUGGGAACACAAUUUAGCACUGUUCUGAUCUAGAAAAUGGGGAUAAAGUUGUCCACAGGCUCUUCCAGGUUAUACACACAUAUUACUGAAGCACUGAUUCCAAAAGAGGAUUCAAGGCUGGUGGUGCUAGCACUAAUUUAGCAUGGUAAUGUUGUAAGUAGUUUAACUGUUGAAUUGGGUUAUGUGUAAUUAUACAGAUGAUGCCUCAUAGUGUCCAAGGCAUGGAGUACACCUCUUUAUGAACAGAAACCUGAUAGAAACUACCUGUAGCCAUGGGAGAGAGGAUGAUUCUGUUUAGCACCAUUCAGUAGUUUGUAAUAUGUGUUCAGAGAAUCACUGAGAAAAAUCUGGACUGAUAUGGCAGGUCAAGACAUAAGUGAAGAAGUUGGUCUGCCUGGAAUUUAGCAUUUUUGUAAAAAAAAAAAAAAAAAAAAAAAAAAAUUGAAUAGAUUCAUGAUAACUGAACAAGCUAAGCUAAGCUAACUUGUUUAGUCAUGUAAAUGUUCAUUUGGCCUGUUUUAGUCUAAUAAUGCCUUACACUUGAAAGUAUAAAUUGAGGAUCUGACUGCACUUCAUAUUGACUGAUAAAUCAUGCUGUAUUUCAUAACAUAACGCUCUUUUUGAUAAUAAGACAUCAUUGGAAAAUCAACACUGAUAACUGAAUCGAAAGUAAUAGCCUGUUAGCAAGUUAGCCGUUUAUUUGCUCACAGUUGCUCCCAAUCUAUCUUGAAAGUUAAACUUUUUUAAACAUUCUUGCAGAACAAAAAUAUAACAGUUGAAGAGUUUUGCUGGAAAGUCAGAUAUCUCAGAGAUUACCAUAAGACUGAGUAGGCUUCUGGUCAGAUCUGUAACAAUACACAAGUGGAAACAAGGGGUCAGAAAACCUUAUCUUGGGUAAGCAAGGGUCAUGACGUUUAUAUUAAACAACUGUUGUAAUCUUUGUGCAAUCACAAAAGCAUUUCCAUGCUCUUUCCCUCUCAUCUGUUGCUACUUUCAGUAAGUCUACUUACAGCAUGGAUGUAAAGGCAAAACCUUUGAUUACAAUGUUUGACUUUUCCUCCACUGUCUUCAGACACUGUUCAAUAGUGAAAACUUCCCACCAUGAGAGAUAAUAUUUCAGGGGCAGGUUUUCCUGACAUUUUUGAGAAAUUUUCAGGAGUGCAUGUGUGAAAACAGCUUAAAAGUUCUCAUUUAACGACUGUAAGAAUGCCUAAACAGCCUCCGUAAUUCUAUCAGCCUGUGAUUGUUUAACUCAGGUAAAGAGAAUGUAUUGAUAAUGACAUAUUUUGUGCAAUCAAAUAUAUGAAUCAGUGUCUGCUUGAUUUUAAUGAAUAUAUGACUUCCAUUCUUUCUCUAUAAACAUCUUA